AUGUGGUUGUCACCUACUGUGAAACGCACCACUUACGCUAAUGGCGACACCAUCUCUGUUGAAAUGAACCAAUACCAGACAUUACAGUUGGGCUCAACCAAUGAUUUAACGGGCACGAAAAUAUCUUCAAGUAACGUUGUGUCGGUUUUUUGUCAAAGCGAUAAUUCUGCCGAAGCAGGUGUUGCUGAAAGGAUACUCAAUAUCCAAUCAUAUCUGCUUGUUGAUAAGAGAACUGUAUCUGCAGCAAUUCGCAAAAAAAUAAGUAUCCCUGACAAUCGACCUUCUGCCAUGGCCAUCGGCCAUGUUGGAAUUAUCACCUUGGUGGUUGUAUUUUCAUUAGCAAUUGUACCCGACAUAUUCCGCGUUUUACAUUUCAUGAAAAACAUUAAUAGAAAAAAUGACAUAUAG
This is a messenger RNA of Patella vulgata (common limpet), 408 nucleotides long. RefSeq lists its product as uncharacterized. The coding region runs from base 1 to 408 and encodes 135 amino acids. The transcript has 3 exons. NCBI's taxonomy places the organism in Eukaryota, Metazoa, Mollusca, Gastropoda, Patellidae. The record is from RefSeq and is a predicted model, not a curated record.